CCCCUUCCCCAAGUGCCGUUUCGGUUUAACCUAGUGUGUGACUGAGUCUGUGUGAGGGAGCGAAUGAGUGUGUGAGGUAUUGAGGUGAGGCGGAGGCAAGAAAAGGGUCUCCCUCAGGAGCGAGGGACAAAGGGGGCGUGAGGCACCUAGGCCGCGGGACCCCAGCGACAGGAAGCCGCCCCGAGACGGGCUACCGGGUAGGGGAAGGGCCCGCGCAGUCUUCACAGGGCCCCAGAGCCGGAGUCGGCCCCACAGUCCCCGGGCCGUCGGCUUCCUACUUCCUCGACCUCCCCGGCGUCCGGGCCUGAGGACUGGCUCGGCGAGGGGAGGACGGGAAACAGACUUGGGCAGCUACCCGUUGUCUCGCAACUCCACUGCUGAGGAACUCUCAUUUCUUUCCUGGCUCCUUCACCCCCCACCUCAUGUAGGAGGGUGCUGAGGAGUCGGGAGGGAGGAGGAGCCUGGGCUACAGUCCCUUCCCUCCCCACCCCCUUCUAGGGGCGCUUUGGUAGGCGUGGGGUUGGGGGGUGGGUGGGGGUUACUUUUCGGAGUGCUGGGGAACUUUUUCCCCGUUUUGAGGGUAGGGGAAAGGGAAUGCCCAAUCCAGAGAGACAUGGGGGCAAGAAGGACGGGAGUGGAGGAGCUUCUGGAACUUUGCAGCCGUCAUCGGGAGGUGGCAGCUCCAACAGCAGAGAGCGUCACCGCUUGGUGUCGAAGCACAAGCGGCAUAAAUCCAAGCACUCCAAAGACAUGGGGUUGGUGACCCCCGAAGCAGCACCUUUAGGUACAAUUAUCAAACCUUUGGUGGAGUAUGAUGACAUCAGUUCUGAUUCAGAUACCUUCUCUGACGAUAUGGCCUUCAAACUAGACAGGAGGGAGAAUGAUGAACGUCGUGGAACUGAUCGGAGUGACCGCCUGCACAAACAUCGUCACCACCAGCACAGACGUUCUCGGGACUUACUAAAAACUAAACAGACAGAAAAAGAAAAAAACCAGGAAGUCUCCAGCAAAUCGGGAUCUAUGAAGGACCGGAUAUCAGGAAGUUCAAAGCGUUCAAAUGAGGAGAAUGAGGACUAUGGGAAGGCACAGAUAUCCAAAAGCAGCAGCAACAAGGAAUCCAGGUCAUCCAAACUACAUAAGGAGAAGACCCGGAAAGAACGUGAGUUGAAGUCUGGGCACAAAGACCGGAGUAAAAGUCAUCGGAAAAGGGAAACACCCAAAAGCUACAAGACGGUGGACAGCCCCAAACGGAGAUCCAGGAGUCCCCAUAGGAAAUGGUCUGACAGCCCCAAGCAAGAUGAUAGCCCCUCAGGAGCUUCUUAUGGCCAAGAUUAUGACCUUAGUCCUCCAAGAUCUCACACCUCUAGCAAUUACGACUCCUACAAGAAGAGUCCUGGAAGUACCUCAAGAAGGCAGUCAAUUAGUCCUCCCUACAAGGAGCCCUCGGCCUACCAGUCCAGCACCCGAUCACCCAGUCCUUACAGUAGACGACAAAGGUCUGUGAGUCCCUAUGGCCGGAGACGUUCUUCCAGCUAUGAAAGGAGUGGCUCUUACAGUGGGAGAUCACCCAGUCCCUAUGGUCGAAGACGGUCCAGCAGCCCUUUCAUGAGCAAACGGUCUCUGAGUCGGAGUCCACUCCCCAGUAGGAAAUCCAUGAAGUCUAGAAGUAGAAGUCCCGCAUAUUCAAGACACUCAUCUUCUCAUAGUAAAAAGAAGAGAUCGGGGUCACGUAGUCGACAUUCCAGCAUCUCACCUGUCAGGCUUCCAUUGAACUCCAGCUUGGGAGCUGAACUCAGUAGGAAAAAGAAGGAAAGAGCAGCAGCUGCUGCUGCAGCAAAAAUGGAUGGAAAGGAGUCCAAGGGUUCACCUGUGUUUUUGCCUAGAAAAGAGAACAGUUUAGUAGAGGCUAAGGAUUCAGGCUUGGAGUCUAAAAAGUUACCCAGAGGUGUAAAAUUGGAAAAAUCUGCCCCAGAUACUGAACUGGUGAAUGUACCACAUCUCAAUACAGAAGUCAAAAAUUCUUUAGAUACAGGGAAAGUAAAGUUGGAUGAGAACUCUGAGAAGCAUCCUAUUCUUAAAGAUUUGAAAGCACAGGGAUCAAGAGACUCUAAACCCGUAGCAUUGAAAGAGGAGAUUGUUACUCCAAAAGAGACAGAGGUAUCAGAAAAGGAGACCCAUCCGCCUCUCCCCACAGUUACUUCUCCUCCACCUCCUUUACCAACUACUACCCCUCCACCUCAAACACCCCCUUUGCCACCUUUGCCUCCACUACCAGCUAUUCCACAGCAACCACCUCUGCCUCCUCCCCAACCAGCAUUUAGUCAGGUUCUUGCUUCUAGUACUUCAACUCUGCCCCCUUCUACUCACCCAAGGACAUCUACUCUGUCCUCUCAGGCAAAUUCUCAGCCCCCUGUACAGGUUUCUGUGAAGACUCAAGUGUCUGUAACAGCUGCUAUUCCACACUUAAAAACUUCAACGUUGCCUCCUCUGCCCCUCCCACCCUUAUUACCUGGAGACGAUGACAUGGAUAGUCCAAAAGAGACUCCACCUUCAAAACCUGUAAAGAAAGAGAAGGAACAAAGGCCACGUCACUUACUCACGGACCUCCCUCUCCCUCCAGAGCUUCCUGGUGGGGAUCCAUCUCCUCCAGACUCGCCAGAACCAAAGGCAGUUACACCACCUCAGCAACCAUAUAAAAAGAGACCAAAAAUUUGUUGUCCUCGUUAUGGAGAAAGAAGACAAACAGAAAGUGACUGGGGAAAACGCUGUGUGGACAAGUUUGACAUUAUUGGGAUUAUUGGAGAGGGAACCUAUGGCCAAGUAUAUAAAGCCAAGGACAAAGACACAGGAGAGCUGGUAGCCCUAAAGAAGGUGAGACUGGAUAAUGAAAAGGAGGGCUUCCCGAUCACAGCCAUUCGUGAGAUCAAAAUCCUUCGUCAGCUAAUCCACCGAAGUGUUGUUAACAUGAAGGAAAUUGUUACAGAUAAACAAGAUGCACUGGAUUUCAAGAAGGACAAAGGUGCCUUUUACCUUGUAUUUGAGUAUAUGGACCAUGACUUAAUGGGACUGCUAGAAUCUGGUUUGGUGCACUUUUCUGAGGACCAUAUCAAGUCAUUCAUGAAACAGCUAAUGGAAGGAUUGGAUUACUGUCACAAAAAGAAUUUCCUGCAUCGGGAUAUUAAGUGUUCUAACAUUUUGCUGAACAACAGUGGACAAAUCAAACUCGCAGAUUUUGGACUUGCUCGACUCUAUAACUCUGAAGAGAGUCGCCCUUAUACAAACAAAGUCAUCACCCUGUGGUACCGACCUCCAGAACUUCUGCUGGGAGAGGAGCGUUACACACCAGCUAUUGAUGUUUGGAGCUGUGGAUGCAUCCUUGGGGAACUGUUCACAAAGAAGCCUAUUUUUCAAGCCAAUCUGGAACUGGCUCAGCUAGAACUGAUCAGUCGACUCUGUGGUAGCCCUUGUCCAGCUGUGUGGCCUGAUGUUAUCAAGCUGCCCUACUUCAAUACCAUGAAACCGAAGAAGCAAUAUAGAAGGCGUCUGCGAGAAGAAUUCUCUUUCAUUCCUUCGGCAGCACUUGAUUUACUGGACCACAUGCUGACACUAGAUCCUAGCAAACGUUGCACAGCUGAACAGACUCUACAGAGUGACUUCCUUAAAGAUGUUGAGCUCAGCAAAAUGGAUCCUCCAGACCUCCCCCACUGGCAGGAUUGCCAUGAAUUGUGGAGUAAGAAACGGCGACGACAGAGACAAAGUGGUGUUGUGAUAGAAGAGCCACCUCCAUCCAAAGCCUCACGGAAAGAAACUACCUCAGGGACAAGUGCUGAGCCCGUGAAGAACAGUAGUCCAGCACCGCCUCAGCCUGCUCCUGGCAAGGUGGAACCUGGGACUGGGGAUGCAGUAGGCCUCGGUGACAUCACACAGCAGUUGAAUCAAAGUGAAUUGGCAGUGUUACUGAAUCUGCUGCAGAGCCAAACCGACCUAAGCAUCCCUCAAAUGGCACAGCUGCUUAACAUCCACUCCAACCCAGAGAUGCAGCAGCAGCUGGAGGCCCUGAACCAGUCCAUCAGUGCCCUAACGGAAGCCACUUCCCAGCAGCAGGACUCAGAGCCCAUGGCCCCAGAGGAGUCUUUGAAGGAGGCACCUCCUGCCCUAGUGGUCCAGCCUUCAGCAGAACAGACAACCUCUGAGGCUUCAAGCACACCAGCUGACAUGCAGAAUAUGUUGGCAGUUCUUUUGAGUCAGCUGAUGAAAACCCAGGAGCCAGCAGGCAGCCUGGAGGAAAACAACAGUGACAAGAACAGUGGGCCACAGGGGCCCCGAAGAACUCCCACAAUGCCACAGGAGGAGGCAGCAGCAUGUCCUCCUCACAUUCUUCCACCAGAGAAGAGGCCCCCUGAGCCCCCCGGACCUCCACCGCCGCCACCUCCACCCCCUCUGGUUGAAGGCGAUCUUUCCAGCGCCCCCCAGGAGUUGAACCCAGCCGUGACAGCCGCCUUGCUGCAACUUUUAUCCCAGCCUGAAGCAGAGCCUCCUGGCCACCUGCCACAUGAGCACCAGGCCUUGAGACCAAUGGAGUACUCCACCCGACCCCAUCCCAACAGGACUUACGGAAACACUGAUGGGCCUGAAACAGGGUUCAGUGCCACUGACACUGAUGAACGCAACUCUGGUCCAGCUUUGACAGAAUCCUUGACCCAGACCCUGGUGAAGAACAGGACCUUCUCAGGCUCUGUGAGCCACCUUGGGGAGUCCAGCAGUUACCAGGGCACAGGGUGGCAGCAGCAGGAAGGAUGGCCCUUGAGGAGUUUGGUGAAGUCCAUCAGUCACCUAGCAUCUGGAGCCCUGACACAUUCAGUCUUUUUCAUAGACUCUAAGCCAGAUGUGGAAAUGGAGACUGAGAGGGGAAAUCAGUUCCUGGAUUUGGAGAGUUCCUGGGACCACAAGGAAAGAACAGGGCUGAAGUGGAUAGAGCCCAUGAGUAAUCUGCCUACAGACCUGGGACCGGGAACCAGAAAGGAAGCCUCUGGGUGUCUAUGAGAGGAUACAUGGCUAAGGUCCUCCUUGGAAGUGUGAAGUUGGAUGUGUCUCUGAUGAGGUCUGAAGAAACUGAGGCCAUGCUGAGUGAGCUCUCUGUUCUGAAGGGGUAAGGGCGAUAGAACACUUUUCUUUUGGUGGUGGUGGAGGAGCUACAGGUCAUGUGUAUAUGCACACAUUCAGGCAUGCUCACACACACACACACACACACACACACACACACACCUUGGGCAGGCUCAGUGUCUAGACAUGAUACAGGGGGCAAGCAAAAAUGCCAGUGUAGCACUUAGUCCUUGCUUUACAACUGUUCUUUCCCUCCAGAUGAAGUCAUGGACAGCUAAAUCAGAAGGAGUUGGAGAAAUCAUUUGGUCUGUCCCCCAGCCUAUGGGCACUGGUUGAAGCUGACAGGUGGAAACCUAGAGUUGGCCCAGACGUGAUGGGUGGUAGAGAUGCCAGCUUGUGGGAGAGAAGGUUUGGCUCCUCUCCUGGGAGCUGUGUCUGGCCAAAGGCUGCCUCUUCCCACCUCCUGCUGGAACUGGCUCUUUUAUAGCUGCUGUUAUCAUUGCUCCAUUGGCCUCUUCCAGUGGCUGUGGACUCAACAAUUUUCCCUAUGUACUUAUGGUUCUAGAACUAGGCUGAGAGCACAUACAUUCUUUUCCAUCUCCCUUGGCCCAUCAGAAAUGGCACAUCUCCUAGUCAUACCUACUACCCUUACCCAGUAAUUCCAACCAUGGAGGAUAAACACUGAAGCCUUCAGAAUUUAUAGGGACUGCACUGCAUCAUUGAGACAACCAUAGAUACCCAUUCUGAACUUGUGUCUUUUGGCUGUAAGUUCUUAGACAAAGGGAAAUCACUCUUUACUGAAUUUUACCCCCACUGACAUUUCCUAACUGUCAGAGGUCCUGAAUGUGGCUGGGGGCUCCUUUUUCUUGAAGCCAAGAUGGCUCCUAACCAGGAAAUCUCAGGACCCCCCCCGCUUAUUUCAUUUCCUUGGCUGCCCUUCUACUCCAGGUCUCCUUCUCUCCUGCCACCACUGCCUUUUCCUUUCCUUCUUUCUAUUCUCUCUCUUUCUCAGCAAGUUUUUUAUGUGAUUACAGGCACUGCAUGGUAAUUAGUGCUAAACUCAUUUGCACAACUACAGUUAAUUGGCUACAACAAUUAAUUAAUGUGUUGGAAAUUUGGCACUGGAAAAAAAAAGUUUGUCAUCAAAAAAAGGGCAAAAAAUUGUAGAGUGAGAUACCCAUAAAAAUCGAGGGCAGGCUUCAAAAGCCCAGCUGGGCCUCAAACUUCAGGCUGGCCUCUGAUGCCUUGCCACUCUCAACUUCAACACAUUUUCCUCUUUCCUCUUUCAUUUUUUUCCCUCUUCCUUUCUCUAUUUCUCUUCUCUCUCCAUUUUUUUUUUUUUUUUUUUUUACAACUUAAGCAAACUCAUUUCCCUGAUAAAAUAUAGCAUGACUAAUGGCUAGAGCAUGUAAAAAUCAUUGGGAAAAUGUCCUUGGAAGACGAAUGCAUUUUCAGCAGAAUAAUUAACUUAAUUAACAAAUUCACAUGCAUAUUCAUCAGGCUAUUAAUGUCUUCUCGGCUCAGCUUGAUGAACAUUGCGGUAAUAACCAUCUCAUUUACAUACUGCAUUCUACUGCGAUCCAAAACAGAGACAACAUACAGGCAUACACACACACACACGCACACACACACACACACACACACACACUUGCACGAAUACACACAACAUGUCUGGGCCGCUUUGACUUCCAGGUUGGCUGGGAGUGAGUGUGUGUGUGUGUGUGUGUGUGUGUGUGUGUGUGUGUGUGAGUGUGUGUGUGUGUGUGUGUGUGUGUGUGUGUGUGUGUGUGUUGUGUGGCAGAGGUGGAGGGGGGACUCCCGCUGGGUGGUGUAAUCUUUAGAGGGUCAUGAGUUGAGGUGGGCUAGGGAUGCCCACAUGUGAAUGUCUGAGAACUUUAAUCCUCUCUCGCUUUCUCUCUGUCUCUCUUUUUCCUUGUUUCCUUUUCUCUGUGUCAUUUUCUGUCUUCUUCUCUCGCCACCCCCCCCCCCCCCAUGUCUCUCUAGGGAAAAACUUGGUAUCCGUGCCAACUUUUUCCCCCUCCCCUCCUCCCUCUCUCUCCUCCUUCCCCUCUCCCAACUGCUGCCAGCCGGCAUCAGCGCCGAAUUGCCAUCUCCUUGAGCUCUCUGUGGAGCAAUCUCAGAGAGCAGUAAGGUGUGACGCGGGGCUCUGCCGGCUUCGCAGCACCGCCUGCGGAAAGAGCGCAGGAUGGCGGAGGAAGAUUAAGAGAAAUCUCGAGCAGGGCUCGGCUGCCAUUGGUGUGUGCAAACGCCGAGGAGGAAGGGAGAGGGAGAGCGAGGAGAGGGGGUAGAAGGGGGGGGGGGGCACCAGCAGCUGUCGGCCUAAUUCUUCUAACACUCUGCUUGUGGUCAUAUUAGAAAAACAGAUUAUGCCCCUCGGUGCCACUCACUUAUACUUGACAUACGUUAAUGUUCUAUAUCUCCAUUCUUGGGUCUUGACGACAGUGGACUUUAGGUUGAGGAGGAUUAGGGCUUUGGGUGGCCAAGGGGCACAAAAGACCCUGCCCCCUCAUUCUCUUCUGACCUCCAACCCCAGCCUAUACGUACCCUUUAGAAAGCAAGCCUGAGCGUAGAAUUUGCAUCUGCUGCCACCAUUUGUCCAUGUUUUUCCAGCCCCUUAGGAGGUGCAGCGGUUAAAAGACACUUGGAAGCCCUUUCCCCUAAAAGUCACCCCCUCUUUAGAGUCUUAAUAAGUCACUUCAGGGCCAAGUGAGACCAACUCUAUGGCACUCCCAUCCCUAAUCUUUCUAUGGGCACUCCCCCUCAAAUCAGAAGUUGGGGGCCAGAGAAAAGGGUCCAUGAUAGUUGGUGCUCCAUAAGGGGGUUACAGAGAAGCCAUAAGCAAAACAAGGCCAGGAUUGUUUCUGGGUUGCUAUGGAAACCAGGUUCCCUCCUCCAGGCAGGAAGGGAGGAGCGCCUGAGGCCUUCCUCCUUCCACCAAUCCGAAAAACUGUAAAGGCGGAGUUUACUAAGGCCUGGGGAAUAGGGCUGUUCUUGGAGGACAAACCAAUCAUUCCCGUAGCCCGACCUGCCGGUCCAUAGCCCUUUGACCCCACCUCCCCUACUCUCUCACCUCAAUAUUCAAAAGAGGCUUUUUCCUCUCUUGCCUUGUCCUCUAUGGAGACCUGUUGCUUAGCAACCACUAGUGCCUUCUUCCCAAUAACUUGCAGGGACUGAGAGAUAAAAUAUCUGACUAUAUUCAGUUCCCCUCCCCUGUCUAUUUAUAUUUAAUAACCCAAGCCCUGUCUUGGGUUCCCUUGGCACCUGUUUUAAAGGGCUUUUAAAGGGAUUAAGCUGUAGCUUGAAGAAAUAAAGUUAUACCUGAAGAAGAACUUCCAAAGGGAAGAGUGGGAAAAAAGACUGGAGUAGGUAGGAAAGCUGUGGAAUCAUAUUCUCUUAAAUAUAGGUGGUGGGGGGGAGUAUUUAGAACUUGGUAUGUGGGGGGGGGGGCCUGGGUGGCUGAGUCGGUUAAGCUCCUGACUUUGGCUCAGGUCCUGAUCUCACAGUUUGUGGGUUCAAGCCCCAUGUCUGGCUCUAUGCUGACAGCUCAGAGCCUGGAGCCUGCUUCAGGUUCUGUGUUUACCUCUCUCUCUGUCCCUCCCCUGCUCAUACUCUUUCACUUUCUCUUUCUCUCUCUCAAAAAAAUAAAUAAAUAAAAUAUUAAAAAAAAAAAAAAAGAACUUGAAUUGUGGGGAGGGGGUGUCCACAGGGAUUCCCAAGGACAGGAAUUCUACUCAGGACCUGGAGUGGACCAUAACAGGGCAACUAACUGGGCUGGCAAUUUCCACUCCCCACCCCCUGCCUUGCCUUCAUUUCCUGACCACUUCCAGUCUAGAGCCCUCUCAUAUUUCUAUAUGUGGGAGGCCCAUCCCUCUGGGGAUGUCCAGUUUCCUAGUGUCAGGAUGCUGGUAUCCAGGAGUGGGAGCUAUGUGGAUGUAUGUAUCUCCCAAAGGCCUGGGUAUCUCUCAAAGUUUGUCAGUCACAGGGAAGGAGUUAUUCUGAGCUAUCUACUAGAAAACCCCAACCUGACCUGGCAGUGGGGGCUGUACAGAAUCACCAAAAAUGAGGAGCAAGGAAGGCCUAAGGAUAACCUAGUGGCUGCAUGUCAGAACACCUAGGUUAGGGCCCCCUCUCCUUACUCUCCUGUGAUCCAAGUUAUUCACUUAAUCUUUUUUUUUUUUUAAUUUUUAAGUUUAUUUACCUAUUUUGAGAGAGAGAGGGAGAGAGAGAGAAUCCCAAGCAGGCUCCAUGCUGUCAGCACAGAGCCUGAUGUGGGGCUUGAACUCACAAACCAUGAGAUCAUGACCUGAGCUGAAACCAAGAGUUGGAUGCUUAACUGACUGAGCCACCCAGGCGCCCCCACUUAAUUAUUUAAACUCCUUGUUGCUUCAUCUAUAGAUCAAGAAUGAUAAUGUUUACCUCCCUAGAUUUUAGCGGGAUCAAUUGAAGUGAUAUGUGAAAGGAAACACUCUGAAAACUGCCAAAUUUAAAUAAAUAUUAUUUUAAGGUCUGGAAAAGGUCUGACUGCUGGAGAGAGGGAGAUGCUAUGAAUCCAGCCCGGUCCUUGGCUUAGGAACACUACUGGUUUGUUGACUAGAGGGGUGUGAUUCUUUGCCCUGUGGUCAUUGGGGUGGGGAGCUAUAAAUCAAAAUCAAACACAGGGCUCCUUACGGAGGGUAGCACAGAGUAUCCCUGUCAUCUUCCCCACCUCCAGUCCCAGCUUCUGACCUCUAGUUCUCCCAGCCAACACCCCACCCUGACCCUCCACCCUUCUCCCCAGUCAGCACCUUCACUGCCGUCAUACUAGAUCACAGACUGUACAAUUUCACCCUCCAUACCCCCCUUUUCGGCACCUCCUCCAACCCGAGCCUUCUGUGGGAGACAGAUGGGGUGUCUGCAAUGGAAAAGGCUCUGGGCUCUACGCCGCCUUGGGUGGGCAGCCCCCCUCCCAUCUCCCCAACUACUCCCGCUCCUUACCUAAGACACUCAGAUUCACCCUGGGCAGCUUUGGGAGCUGCUGAGGAUUCCAACACUCUUCCCUUCUCAGACUCAGCCCAGAAGCAGAGCCAGAAUGACAUCUUUCUCUGAGACCCAGCCCCCAGCCCCUCUUCAUGGAAUGCCAACACAAAGGAGGAAAUAGGUUAGGAAAUGGUAGGGCUCCAUGGGACCAAUGUGAAGAGGCAGGGAGGAGCCCAGAAUCCCUCACUGAGGACUGGAUGGCUAGGGUUUGGGGUCUGAGUUGACAGAGGAGGCUGAGACUAAGCGGCCCCUUUGUUCCAGAAAUCUAGGGUCCCUGGAGGGAGGACUCAGCUUGGGGAGGGGGGAAAGGGAGCUAACAUUACAGAGCACCAACUGUGAGCCAGGCACAAUGCCAGAGACUUCCCAUACCUGUACUCACAACUAGCAGGUGAGGUGUCAGGGUGAAUAGGUGUCUCAUGAGCUCUCAGCAUCUCUCAACACAAUUGACCAACUUCUCCUUUGAUUCUAUGAUUUCACUGCCAAUUCUCCUACACUCUGGCUGCUCUUUCUCUGUCUCCUUUGCAAGCUCAUCCUCAACUCCUUGGACUCAGCCAAGUCCCCCGAUUAUACACUUUCACAGUACUGUAUAUUCUUCUUUCAGAGCACUUAGAACAGUGAUUUCACACUUAUUUGUGCAGUCAUUUGAAUAAUAAUAAUCCUAUUUCCCCCACCAGAUGGAAAGUUCCACGAGGACAGUGACCACAUCUAUCUGUAUUCACCAAAGUGCUCCCAGUGCCCAGCACAGUGCCUAGCAUAAAGCAACUGUUUGGUAAAUAUUUGUUGGAUGAAUGAAUAAAUGACAAAAGGACA
Molecule: messenger RNA, 10950 nt
Organism: Neofelis nebulosa (Clouded leopard)
Lineage: Eukaryota; Metazoa; Chordata; Mammalia; Carnivora; Felidae
Gene: CDK12
Product: cyclin dependent kinase 12
Exons: 17
Coding region: 595-5043 (1482 amino acids)
Biological process (GO): positive regulation of transcription elongation by RNA polymerase II; transcription elongation by RNA polymerase II; protein phosphorylation
Cellular component (GO): cyclin/CDK positive transcription elongation factor complex; nucleus
Molecular function (GO): RNA polymerase II CTD heptapeptide repeat kinase activity; cyclin binding; cyclin-dependent protein serine/threonine kinase activity
Source: RefSeq, a predicted model, not a curated record